CUCCAGCCAAUAAGAUUGCGCAUUUGCAACCGCCAAUCAGGUGCGGCGACGGGUGAGGGCCAAUCCAAGAAAGGCGGCCCGAUGCUGCACGUGCUGUAUGGGAGCGCGACGGGCACGGCGGCCGACGUCGCCGAGAUGGUAGGUCGCAUGGCGGCCGCGCGCCAGGUCCCAUGCGCCGUCUCUGCGAUGGACGACUUUCCGAUCGCGUCGCUGCCGAGCCAGCGCUACGUUGUGUUUAUCGUCGCUAGCAGCGGCGACGGCGAAGCGCCCGAGAACAUGGCGCAAUCGUGGAAGUUUCUUUUGCGCAAGAGCUUGGCCGCCGACUCGUUAGCCAACGUCCGCGUCGCCAUCUUUGGUCUCGGCGACUCGAGCUACGCCAAGUACAACGCAGUAGCCCGCCGCUUGCAGGCGCGCCUUAUUCAGCUGGGCGCGACCGAGAUCGUCGAGCGUGGGCUCGGCGAUGACCAGCACGAGCUGGGCUUCUAUGGCGCGCUGAACCCAUGGCUCGAGAAGCUGUGGGGAACGGUCUUGGCCCUGCCACCGUUCCAGCUACCGGACGGUUUUGUCGUCGAUGACACACCGCGCCUGACGCCGCCCCAGUACCACGUGACACAAGUGGCGGCAACGACCGCGUCCUCGGUGCCACACACGUUCUACGCCGCGCCCAAGACGGUACUCUCGGCGCACAACGGCGAGAUCCUCAUGGCCACCGUCGCAGCCAACGACCGGCUGACGGCCGCCGAUUGGACGCAGGACGUCCGGCACCUCGUGCUCGACAUGUCGUCGGCGCCCGUGCCGUAUGCCCCCGGUGACAUUGCGCUCUUGUACCCAGAGAACACGGACACGGCCGCAAUCGAUCGGUUCCUUCACCGCCUCGGGCUCGUGCGCGGCACGCAGCUCGUCAUUUCGCGCGUCGACGGCGCGCCAGCGAGUAUCCCGUCGCCCGUCUCGGUGGACGAUCUCAUGCGCAAAUACCUCGACAUCUUUGGCACGCCGCGCCGGUCGUUUUUUGAGCGGCUCUCGCUCUUUGCAUCGGACCCGGACGAGCGCGAGAAGCUGCUCGAGCUCGCGUCGCCGAGUGGCGCGGAUCUUUUGAGCGACUAUUGCACGCGCGAGAAGCGAACAUACGUCGAGGUGUUUGAGGACUUUGCGUCCGUGGCUGUGCCACUCGAGUGUCUUGUCGAAUUCAUUCCGCGGCUGCAGCCACGAUCGUACUCGAUCGCGUCGGCCUCCGGGACCCACCCGUCUUCGAUUGAACUGACCAUCGCCCUCGUCGAGUUCCAAACGCCCUACAAACGCCCCAAGAAAGGGAUCUGUUCCGCGUACGUGGCAUCGCUUCCUGUCGGGGCGACGCUUCCGAUCUGGAUCAAGGCCGGCCUCUUUGCGCCACCGCCGCCAAAUGCCAACGUGCUGCUCAUUGGACCUGGCACGGGCGUCGCCGUCAUGCGCGCGCUCAUUCAAAGCCGAGCGGCGACUGCAACGGCCACGGGCGAGACCCACUUGUUUGUUGGGUGCCGCCACGCCGCCAAGGACUUUCUAUACGAAGGGGAGUGGCAGACACUCGUGUCCACGCGCUCGCUCACGUCUCUCCACGCGGCGUUCUCGCGCGACUUUGGCUACAAGCUCUACGUGCAAGCCAAGCUCGCCGAAGCCAGCGCCAUGGUCUUCCGCGUCCUCGCCAAUGGCGGCUACUGCUUCGUGGCCGGCUCGGCCAAGCGCAUGCCGACAGAUGUGUACGAGGCGAUUCGGGACAUCGUCGUCAACGAAGGCCAAGUAUCCUUGAAGGAGGCCGAGACGUUUAUGAAGAGCUUGGUCCGCCACAAGCGGUAUGUGGUCGAGUCGUGGUCCUAGUCGACGUAAUCCAAAUACAUCGCGGAGAGAAGCGCAAAGCUAAGGAUGGGCAAGGAGAUGGGAAGGAUGAUGGGAGUCGUAGAAGUACAUGAGUAUAAUGAUGCGAUAGUUGAUAGGGAUGUUUAAAUACUAGAUAUAUAAGUUACGGCGCGGUCACCUUACUCUCCGAUCGAGAAGGUUUCGCUG
Molecule: messenger RNA, 2037 nt
Organism: Saprolegnia diclina VS20
Lineage: Eukaryota; Oomycota; Saprolegniomycetes; Saprolegniales; Saprolegniaceae
Exons: 6
Coding region: 82-1851 (589 amino acids)
Cellular component (GO): cytosol
Molecular function (GO): oxidoreductase activity; FMN binding; flavin adenine dinucleotide binding
Source: RefSeq, a predicted model, not a curated record